Messenger RNA from Chiroxiphia lanceolata (lance-tailed manakin), 873 nucleotides. RefSeq names its product maestro heat-like repeat family member 5. The record is from RefSeq and is a predicted model, not a curated record. NCBI's taxonomy places the organism in Eukaryota, Metazoa, Chordata, Aves, Passeriformes, Pipridae. Gene Ontology annotation, cellular component: cytoplasm. The annotation marks the transcript as partial. The transcript has 7 exons.
UCGUCCUCCAGGAAGGCUGAGUGGGAGGAGUUGGCUGAGGAGCCCGACUCUGUUGAGAGCCAUCAGGGCUGUCCAAACGUGAGGACGGCCAGGCUGCUGCUGGAAGGGCUCGUCGGGCUGUCACAGAGAGCCGAGAUGGCCAGAAACAUUGAACUCUUCCUGCCAGGCAUGAUGAAGAUCCUGCAAGUUGGCAGCGAAGACGCCCAGAUGAAGAUCCUGCUGGCCUUGCAAAACGUUCUGCCUCAGCUGAAGAAGACCAAGGCCAGCUUCAUCGCUGUGCAGCUUGUGGGGAGGCUCCUGCCCCUCUUUGACUCGGAGUGCAGCGAGCUGCGAGAGCUGUCCAUCCGCAUGCUGACGGAGCUGCUGCAGUUGGUGGUGGGCAGGGAUGAGAAGAGGAUGAGGAAGGAGGUGUGGUGGGCACUGGUGCCUCUCCUCUUCCGCAUGAGCGACCAGGUCCCCAGCGUGGCCAAGGCCUCCAGGGAAGCCCUUCUUGCUGCCGCCGAGCUGCUGAAGUGGAAGACGCUCAAGCACCUGCUGCAGAGAGAGCGGCUGUGGGAGCUUGGAGCGUGCUUGCUGCAGAACAGCAGGAACAGGGCUGAAGACUUCAUCCACCAGAGCCUGCCCUACCUGCAGGACCCUCAGGCCAACGUGCACCUGGCGGCCGUCAGGUUCAUCGGACUCAUCACAUGGCGCCUGAGGGAGCAGACCACGGACAGUCAGGCUGACAUCCUGAGCGCCCUUCAGCCCUUGGAGAAAGACUGGGACAUCUCUGUCAGCUCCCUGGCAGUUCGGACAACCUCCAUUCUGAGGAGUCCUUGCGUGCAGCAAAGACCAAGAGGCCUCCUGCGAGCACUGCGCUGCUGCUGGCCGUGA